Molecule: messenger RNA, 3948 nt
Organism: Eleginops maclovinus (Patagonian blennie)
Lineage: Eukaryota; Metazoa; Chordata; Actinopteri; Perciformes; Eleginopidae
Gene: pfkfb2b
Product: 6-phosphofructo-2-kinase/fructose-2,6-biphosphatase 2b
Exons: 15
Coding region: 282-1919 (545 amino acids)
Biological process (GO): fructose 2,6-bisphosphate metabolic process; fructose metabolic process
Cellular component (GO): cytosol
Molecular function (GO): ATP binding; fructose-2,6-bisphosphate 2-phosphatase activity; 6-phosphofructo-2-kinase activity
Source: RefSeq, a predicted model, not a curated record
AAAAAUAUGACGUAGUGGCACACCUCCAGUUUGGAAGGACACCAGUCGGCCAAGGAGGCACCUUAACACCAAGGGCAGGCCGAGCAGACCGCCUCCUCCCGCCGCAGCGGCAGGAUCAAACUCUGGGUCCGGCAGCUCGUGAGACCCCGGUGCCGACCGUGUCCACAGGCUUACUGACCGGAAGGACUUAUUUUCCGCCUAAAGAGCAGAUCAGCUUGGAAGAUGCCCCUCUAACAAAUACAUCGAGAAACAACUGAAUUUGACUCAACAAGACUUUAAACAUGUCGUGCACUCAGAUAGACAAUGGCUGUUCAAUCUCGGCAGAAGGAAAGAAAGCAGAUCUGAGAACCAAGGAGAAGAAAUGCUCAUGGGCCUCUUAUAUGACAAAUUCUCCAACGGUGAUCGUAAUGAUCGGCCUACCUGCAAGAGGGAAGACAUACAUGUCAAAGAAACUCACACGUUACCUCAACUGGAUCGGGGUCCCAACCAAAGUGUUUAACUUGGGCGUGUAUCGCAGAGAGGCUGUCAGAGCCUAUAAGUCCUAUGAUUUCUUCCGCCAUGACAAUGAGGAAGCAAUGAGAAUAAGAAAGCAGUGUGCUCUGGUAGCUCUGCAGGAUGUGAAGGCAUACCUCUCGGUGGAGGGAGGUCAGAUCGCAGUGUUCGAUGCAACAAACACAACAAGAGAAAGACGAGACCUCAUUCUAGCUUUUGUGAAAGAGAAUGCAUUUAAGGUGUUUUUUGUGGAGUCGGUGUGUGACGACCCAGAGGUCAUUGCUGCUAAUAUUCUGGAAGUGAAAGUGUCCAGUCCAGACUACCCAGAGAGACACAGAGAGAGGGUAAUGGAUGAUUUCCUCAAAAGAAUCGAGUGCUACAAAGUUACUUACCAACCAAUAGAUCCUGAUGAUUAUGACAAGGACCUAUCUUUCAUCAAGGUGAUAAACGUGGGCCGGCGUUUUCUGGUGAACCGGGUGCAGGACUACAUCCAGAGUAAGAUAGUGUAUUACCUCAUGAACAUCCACGUGCAUUCUCACUCCAUCUACCUGUGUCGGCACGGAGAGAGCGACCACAACGUCGAAGGCCGAAUCGGAGGAGACUCUGAGCUUUCUCCUCGAGGCAAACAGUUUUCCCAUGCCCUACGAGAUUUCAUUGAGGAGCAUGAGCUGUCAGAUUUAAAGGUGUGGACGAGUCAGCUGAGAAGAACCAUCCAGACAGCCGAGGAGCUGUGUGUCCCUUACGAACAGUGGAAAAUACUCAACGAGAUCGAUGCUGGUGUGUGUGAGGAGAUGACCUAUGAGAUGAUCGAGAACACAUUCCCAGAGGAGUUUGCUUUGAGGGACCAGGACAAGUACCACUACCGCUACCCAGGUGGAGAGUCCUACCAAGACCUGGUCCAACGCUUGGAGCCGGUCAUCAUGGAGUUGGAGAGGCAGGGCAACGUGUUGGUCAUCUGCCAUCAGGCUGUGAUGCGCUGUCUGCUGGCUUACUUCCUGGACAAGAGUGCAGAAGAUCUACCAUACAUGAAAUGUCCACUCCACACCAUACUCAAGCUAACCCCUGUUGCAUACGGUUGUAAGGUGGAAAUGUUUUAUCUUAAUGUGGAGGCAGUAAACACACAUCGAGACCGGCCUCUUGAUAAAGCUGCGAGGGAAUCUGCUCUCAUAUACCGGCGGAAUAGUUACACUCCCUUGGCCAGUCACGACCAGGUCAAGCGUCCUAGGCUCUACAGCGCAGGCAACCAGCCCUGGCUCCCGCUCGCACCCACCCCCGCAGCACUGAUGCCAGAGGGACGGCAAAGCCAAGUUAGUGCCAGAGUUACAGCCCCGCCCCCUUCUAAAUCAAAUAACUGUAUUCAGUCACCUCCCUUCAAACUUUGCCAUCUCCUCGCCUCAGUGUUGGACCCCCCCCCCCUGAUGAUUUAGUGUCUGUGAUGAAAAUGUCCUACAUGGAAUCCAUCUCUCUAUCUAUGUUUCUCUCUCAGGGCAUGUUUUGGAUCUUGAAUGGGUUGUUGCCUUCUUUUUAUGUUGUCUGUUUACCAAAAUGCAUGACCUCUGCUUCACUACUGAGCUGCUUGAAUAUGCAGAACAGCAUGCCAAUUUGUUUUGAGCUAGCCAAUAUGGGAUACAAACGACACACAAACAUCAAAGACAUCUUAUACUGUACUUUUAAGUCAUAAUGUACAAAUUAUUAGGUAUGAAUAAAUUCCCUUGAAUUCAUUACAAAAUGUAUCCAAUUUGAGAGCAAGUAAGCACAAAAUAAGUACACAAAUGACACAUUUAAAUCAUUCAAAUUUGAAAAAGCAUAUUCAUAUUUGUUCGUGUUGUGUAUUUGUUGGCCUUGCCUUGUGUGUUCAGUCCAUUCCUACAUUUCUAUCUAUCUGUUUCUAUCUCCACUUGCUCUAAACCUGUCUUACAGCCUCGAAUAGGAUGCAGUUGUCUGUGAGUAUUUCGAAGUUUAUCUAGCCAGACCUUUUUUUUCAUUUGUAACCCAUGUCAUACGUUGUCACAGUGGUGUAAUUAUAUGGUUGUUAAUCUUUGGGUUCUCUAACCUUCCAUCGCCUUUAAUAAGAUGAAAGCUGCUGUCCCAUUUGUUUCAUCUCAUUGGCAUUAUCACUGAAUUGUUCUUUAACUUCAGUAAAACUCUUUGAUGAAAGUAAUUAUAUAGAUAUAGUUCAAAAUAAAAUAAAAAAGGGUUAUUUAUUUACUUCUUAUUGUAUUUAAUUAAGUGUACUAGAUUCAUAGAGGGAGAAAGUGAUUGGUAAUUAAUCUCUUUUUGAUAAUUUGCCAAAAAGGGCCCCCCUCUAAUGUGAUUGUUUUACCACACUUCAUUUAAUGACCUUAUUUCUCAAAUAAGAACUUAAGACUCCUGGGGCCCUUGGGAAAAUGUUAGUUUCCUCUCAAAUAGGAUUUGCUGCUGUAAGUCAUUAAUUUGUGAAAGUCAGUGACAUUUCCUUUCUCUGGAAGGAGUCCCUGUGCGAAGGAAGCGACGUUGACAGCCCCGAAGGAAGCGACGUUGACAGCUCCGAAGAAACGAGUGGCUGUGUCCGCUUCUGAGUGAAGAUGAAGGUCUCUUCCUUCAGUGUGUGAAAGUUCUGGGUUCAAUCAUGUUUGAAAGAUUGUAUUUUUUUUUUUAACCACAUUCUUUGAAAUGUUGGGCUGAUUAUGAGGUCAUUUUUUGAUCCUAAAUCUCUCUGUUAAACUUUACUCUGCAUGCUGAGGCUUCAAACUGGAAGCCUUUUCAUGGGUGUCAUAAACACUUCUGCAUGUGCACAACAAUCAAACAACUAAGAAAAAAGAGGUUAACUAAUCCUCACUGUAAAUAUUACAAUACCUCCCUCAACUUGUUUGUUGAAAACCAUUUUUAGGUCAUUGCGAAUAGAACUUGUUGUAAAGAAGAUGCUGUAGGAAUUUUUUAUAAGAGAAAUAUUCUCAUUCACCAUACAAGCCAUCUGUUGUUAUUUGUCUUAUGUAUCACAUCACAUGUAUAUUAUUGUUAUUUGGUUUGUAUUUCUGCUUUGAGGGUUAAGCCUAUAUCUUUACGUAUCUUUAUAUCUAGCAGCAGGUAAAUAAGCUAAGUUUUCAUUGUCAUUGGCUACUAUUUGUAUUAACAUGGUUUGCUUUAUCACAAUGUACACAUAAAUCCUAAAGGUUCAUCUGUUUAUUGUUGUUCUUGCCUUUAUAUUUAAGCAUGUUAAUGGUAUAUUGGCUAUUUCUUGAAAUUAGUUUAUUUGAUCAUACUUGCCAUACAUUUGUUUUAAUUGCUUGAUGUAACUUUACUCUUAACUUAAUGCUCUUUACAUAUUCAAAACACAAAAUCCUCCCAUCAUACUUAAUCCUAGACAGUGGCACAAGUUAUAUUAUACGUCUAUGUAAUGUUUGAACGUUGAUACGUUUUUGCUCAUAGCAGCCUAUUGUGCCUUUUACGCAGACAAUAAAAUGGAUUUUGAAAUGA